Molecule: messenger RNA, 1530 nt
Organism: Brassica oleracea var. oleracea
Lineage: Eukaryota; Viridiplantae; Streptophyta; Magnoliopsida; Brassicales; Brassicaceae
Product: nudix hydrolase 16, mitochondrial
Exons: 4
Coding region: 354-875 (173 amino acids)
Cellular component (GO): nucleus; cytoplasm
Molecular function (GO): pyrophosphatase activity
Source: RefSeq, a predicted model, not a curated record
ACCCACGUGACUAGCUGACGGUGCCGAUCCGUUCUUCGCGCCCUCGGUUUGCUUCUUCCCCCCCACCACAGUGGCCCGAUUAAAUAAAAUUAUUACGAGUAACUAAUUUGUGUUCUCUUCCAAACCCUAGAUCUAACACCCUAGCCGUCAGAUCAGAUCAAUGGGGAGAUCUCUUCUCAACCGUUGGAGACAGCAAUGGUGGAUGUAGAAGAAGCGCAUUUGUUGGGGUAUCCAAAGAUUAUCGUAUCCUCGACUAGGCUCUGUCUGUUUUUUUUUUCUCUCCUUCAUCUUGAUGGCCAAUAAUUCGAAUAUCCUCUAGCUAUAUUUUUUUUGUUAUUUCGGUGGUGGUGGUGAUGUGUGAUUUGGUCGCGCGUACGGGUCGGCUCCAGCAACGGUACAAGGAUGGUUCGCGUCUCAUUGCCGGAUGUAUUCCGUUUAGGUAUAUAAAAGAUGGUAACUCUGAAUCUGGGAAAGUUGUUCAAGUGUUGAUGAUCAGCUCUUCUAGUGGACCUGGACUUUUGUUUCCCAAGGGUGGAUGGGAGAAUGAUGAGACUGUCAAAGAAGCUGCGGUUAGGGAAGCUGUGGAAGAAGCAGGAGUCCGUGGCAUUUUGAUGGAUUUCUUGGGAGAUUAUGAGUUCAAGAGCAAAACACACCAAGAUGAGUUUAGCCCUGAAGGUUUAUGUAAAGCGGCAAUGUACGCCUUGUAUGUCAAGGAAGAGCUAGAGACGUGGCCGGAACAGGAGACGAGAACAAGGACAUGGCUGACUAUUGGAGAAGCUGUGGAGAGUUGCAGGCACGCUUGGAUGAAAGACGCGUUGGUCGAAGGAUUCUGUAAAUGGCAUAAGGAGAAGAUGGGUAAAGGAGAUGAAGAUUGAAGCUCUGAAGUUAGUUUCCUUCCUUUCGAUUAUGUUUUUUUUGUAACUCUGAAGUUGGGUUUCAUUUCCUUCUCACUUUUCAUCAUUAACAAUGUCAAUGCUGUAACAUUUUUUUAGAGUUCUGAACAAAAGAUAUAUAUUUACCUUUAUAACGUUUUGACUAUUAAAAAAAAAGAAAAAUUGGAUACAACGAAUUAGACCGGUUCAGCCAAACCGGGAUCAUAUGCUUUAUUUUUUAAACAUGUCCAUCAAAGGGCCACCUUGCUGAUAACUCCAAAACUUCACAUCAAUAAAGCAUUAUAUGACUAAUUAUGGUUGACUAGGGUCGGUGCAGCGAGGAUUACAUGUUUAAUAAAAGUCUGGUUAAUUAAAAUUGGUAGUUUUGAAGUUUCCAAAAGGGCAAGUUAAUUUUUGUAUUUUUUUUUAUAAUGGGGAGACGUUGGAAGCGGUGAUAAUUAUCUUUUAUAAAAACAUAGUAAGUUUGAGUAAAUAAUUUUGUUGAGGACUGGUGGCGUUUGCUAUGAGGCUUAGGAUAGCAGUUUAUUCCUCUUUUGGAAGCGUUGAAUGAUAUCAAUUUCGUUGUUAAAGUAGAAGCGCGUUCCAGGUGUUGCUGUGAGGGAUAGUUUUCCUGGAAAAGUCAUAUAUUUGUUAGCAU